Molecule: messenger RNA, 1821 nt
Organism: Aspergillus homomorphus CBS 101889
Lineage: Eukaryota; Fungi; Ascomycota; Eurotiomycetes; Eurotiales; Aspergillaceae
Product: ATP-binding protein
Exons: 7
Coding region: 1-1821 (606 amino acids)
Molecular function (GO): ATP hydrolysis activity; ATP binding
Source: RefSeq, a predicted model, not a curated record
AUGAUCACCACCAACCUGGAGAAUGGGGUGUUCAUCUAUCCCUUCACGGAUCUGUGCCUUUACAAGGAUCGGCUGCUUGCAUACAAGAGCGAUGCAGCCCAUGAGACGCGGCUCCGUCAUUCACCCGAGUACAAUGCCCUGUGCGACAAGCAUAUCGAUGUCCUGGUGAGGUAUCUGUACGCCCAGCCCACCAUCGGGCUGAAGGAGGCUGAGGAUCUCUGGGCGCAGCCCAUCCCCAAGACCACGUUCAAGGCGCUGUGGCUGCUGUUCAGGCCCGGGGCCGAGGUCUACGUCCAUGAGCAUGGCAAGCUCAACGCAUAUGUGGUCGAGUCCGUCGAGGGCGGGACGGAAUGGAGCGACGUAUACCGACGGCCGCAGCCCUACGAGGUGAAGGUCUGGAACUUGAACUACGAUGGAAGGUAUCUGACCCGGACCGUAAAGCUAAUCAACAUCUUGGUGUUUGAUGGUGAGCGUGAGAUUCGCAGCCUGCCUCUGUAUCCCACGCGCUUCGCCGAGGACCCGGUCACCCUCCACCGCAACCUGGUUGCGCGGGGCGAGCGAUUUGUGAGGAUCAUGAAGAAACCCACCCUCCAAGAGUUUACAGGACCAAGUACGCUUCAAGGAGCCCGAACGUUUAGUCGCGCGCGGGUGGUGGUCGACCACACCUGCCAGCCAUGGGAGCUUGAUGAAACCAAAGCACAGGCUCAGGAUAAACCUGGCAACCGGAUAGUGUGCGAGUCGCCCGAACCCCGCCAGACAACGUCGCUAAGGACCAAGUUCGAUGAUUACGACAACCUCGACCUGCAAUCGAGCAAGGCGAUUACCGAGCAUCACUACUUUCUCUGUUACUCGCACGUCUAUGCGUUUGUGCUUCGAGAUCGGGCCUGGGAUCUCCUCGAUGUAGCUCUCAUGGAAGAUCCGAUUCAUAACAAAAACGUCAUCGACACUUUGGUGAUGAAGCCGGAGUCGAACAAGCAGAUGAUCCGGGCCAUCUGCGAGGUCUUUGGUGGGACCUCUGUGCAUUCGCCGUUUACGGCCGAUUUCAUCAAGGGCAAAGGCGAGGGGCAGAUCAUCCUACUGCACGGGCCUCCAGGGACCGGCAAGACGCUCACAGCAGAAUCCGUGGCGGAAUACACGGCCAGACCAUUGCUGAGCAUCACAGCCGCGGAUCUGGGCCAUGAGCCCGAGAUGCUGGAGCGGAAGCUGCUCAACUUCUUCCGGGAUGGCAAUCGAUGGAACGCAAUCGUCCUCCUCGAUGAGGCCGAUGUGUAUCUAGAGCGACGAUCGCAGUUCGAUCUUCGGCGGAACAGUAUCGUGUCGAUCUUCCUCCGCGUCCUAGACUACUUCCAAGGCAUCCUGUUCCUGACAACCAACCGGGUGGGCCACUUCGACGAAGCGUUCCGGUCGCGCAUCCACGUGCAGAUCGGCUACGAUCCGCUGAACGACGCGGCGCGCGAGCGCAUCUGGGAGAAUCACUUCCGCAAGCUCGAAGACAACGCCAAGAACGGCGGACAGGAGAUCAUCUGCAGCUAUUCGGCGCAGGAGUACAUCCGCGAGUCUCGGCGGCUGCAGGAAUUGCGGUGGAACGGGCGGGAGAUCCGGAACGCUUUCCAAACGGCGGUGGCGCUCGCGUGCUUCGAGGCCAAGCAGCGCAACGAGCCGGUGCCGAAACUGAGCGAUCGCCACCUCGUGCAGGUGGUGACGAUGUCGCGCAACUUCAAGGCGUACAUGCAGGCGACGGAGCGGCAUGAUGAGUCGCAGGUGGCGUUUUUGGAGGGAUCGAGGGAUGACCGACAGACGGCUAGCGGGGAGAUGUCUUAG